GGUGGGUUGUCUUUCAGUCAGUCAGGAGUGACGACAGCGCAUAGUUCGUGUUCGAGGACGACAAAACCAAAACGUGGUUAACUCUCGCAACUAGCUUAAAAAAAACUUAGAUAUUUGAUCGCUAUUUCUUCAAAAACAUUACCUUCAUUGUUGUUGGUAGUGUUUGUGAUUUUGUUGGUGUUUUUCUGGCAAAAGGCUUCCCGCUACAGUUGACCUGCCUGAGGCAGAACGCUUAACACCAUGGCUGAACAAGUGAAUUCUCACUCUGCCAUGGCCAAGGCUCGCCACACCGAUGGCCUCAACGUGAUCUUUGACCGGAAAAGCCCCGGUUCUUCUCAUUCCCGCUCCCGGUCGAGGAGCAGUUCCAGUCAUCGCAGCAGCCGCUCCUCAGGUUCUGGUCACUACAAGAGGCGAGGAAGACGUGACAGAUCAUCAUCUUCCUCCAGUUCAUCUUCAAGGAGCCGGUCCUCGUCUCGGUUCAGGUCUCGCUCUCACCCUCGCUGCCGGCGCCGAUCAUCUCGCUGUCGGUGUGAUGAACACAGAAGAUCUGGCCGGCGCCACUACCGCCGCUCCCCAUCACGUCGUUACAGAGCCCAUUCCCGCUCCUACAGCCGCUCCCCCUCACCAGACAGAUACUACCGCCGUCGCAGAUAUUCAAGAUCCCGCUCCAGGUCUUUGGGUCGCUGGAGUCGCUAUAGGAGACCAGCUGGUCAGUUCAGAAGCAGAUUCUCUCCAUCUCCAUCCCCUCCUAGAUUCUACAGGCGCAGAUCCAGAUCCAGGAGUCCUGUGCGCUCUGUCAGCUUGAGCCUUGAUGAAAAAAGGAGACUCCUUGAAGCUGCUAAGGCCAACGCCAUGAAGAUCCUUGGAGUGGAGAAGAUAGAACUUCCUGAGAGUGUGAAACCCAUCCUGUCCGAAGAACCAGAGCCCAGACCACUGUCACCAGAACCACCAUUCAGGAGGAGGCACGUUUCUGAAAGGACCGGACCUCAGGACAUUGAGGUGGAGCCUGAAGUGUCCAGCCCCAGACUGUCCUCUAAAGGUCAAAUUGCCUUCAGCUUGAAUAACUCUAUGGCCAAACCAACAGCAGUAGCUCCAUCUCCUGCUAAGCUAACUUCCAGAGUGGACAGCUAUGAAAGCAGGAAGCCCUACGGCAGCUGGAUUCCAAUCGGUUCGGGCCAAAGUGCACGCAAAUAAGCUUUGAGCCACAACAGUGUAGCUUCAUAGACUGUGUAAAUAUUGUAAAUAGUUUGUACAUAUAAUGAAGAAUUAUUUCGUGGCAUUUUUUUCUUUCAGAAACAAAAAUUUUAUGAGAAGAGGUGAACAAUUCAGGUGGGAAUUUUUCCUCUUGUAUAUAUUGUACUUAUUUAUUUGUUCAAUAAAAUCAUUUCUUCACAAGUC
Molecule: messenger RNA, 1398 nt
Organism: Oryzias melastigma (Indian medaka)
Lineage: Eukaryota; Metazoa; Chordata; Actinopteri; Beloniformes; Adrianichthyidae
Product: arginine/serine-rich protein 1
Exons: 5
Coding region: 241-1194 (317 amino acids)
Source: RefSeq, a predicted model, not a curated record